Molecule: messenger RNA, 1248 nt
Organism: Mobula hypostoma (lesser devil ray)
Lineage: Eukaryota; Metazoa; Chordata; Chondrichthyes; Myliobatiformes; Myliobatidae
Gene: gnrhr4
Product: gonadotropin releasing hormone receptor 4
Exons: 3
Coding region: 1-1248 (415 amino acids)
Biological process (GO): cellular response to hormone stimulus; G protein-coupled receptor signaling pathway
Cellular component (GO): plasma membrane
Molecular function (GO): G protein-coupled receptor activity; protein-hormone receptor activity; peptide binding
Source: RefSeq, a predicted model, not a curated record
AUGAAUGCUAGUGUCGAUGCUUUUAUCAGUCCUUUCCUUUAUCAGACCCUACUCUAUAACUAUAAUGGUACAGAUACGGCCACUGCCACAGGACACUGGCGUAACAAAAGCAUUGGUCCUCACUUUCAACUACCGGUCUUCUCCAGCGCAGCUAAAGUAAGAGUGGGGAUCACCAUCCUCGUUUUCACCAUUUCUGCUUUCUGCAACCUUGGCGUGCUGUGGAUUACCAGCCGGAACCGCAAGAGGAAAUCCCACGUCAGGAUUCUGAUUGUCAACCUCGUGGUGGCGGACCUCCUGGUGACCUUUAUCGUGAUGCCGGUUGACGCUGCCUGGAAUAUCACUGUGCAGUGGCAGGGCGGGGACGUCGCUUGCAAACUGCUCAUGUUCCUCAAGCUGAUGGCCAUGUACUCCUGCGCGUUUGUCACCGUGGUGAUUAGCAUCGACCGCCAAUCAGCCAUUCUAAACCCCCUGGGCAUCAGUGAGGCUAAGAAGAGGAAUAAGGUCAUGUUGACUGUGGCUUGGCUACUAAGUGGCACCUUGGCCACGCCCCAGAUUGUCCUGUUCCAUACCGUAACCAUUAAUGAACCCCAGAACUUCACACAGUGUACCACUGUUGGGAGUUUCAAGCAUCACUGGCAAGAAACCUCCUACAACAUGUUUACCUUUGUUUUCCUGUUUCUCAUGCCUUUGAUGAUCAUGAUAUUGUGCUACACCCGGAUCCUGAUGGAGAUAUCAAACAGGAUGGCCAAGGAAAACUUACCUGCGACGGAGGUGCAUUUAAGACGAUCAAAGAACAAUAUACCAAAGGCACGCCUGAGAACCUUAAAGAUGAGCAUCAUUAUUGUCACCUCCUUCAUUGUUUGCUGGACACCCUAUUACCUUCUGGGGCUCUGGUACUGGUUCUCUCCAGAGAUGCUUUCUGAAGGAAAGGUCUCACAUGCAUUGAGUCACAUCCUUUUCAUCUUUGGUCUCUUCAACACGGUCUUGGAUCCCAUCACCUACGGGCUUUUUACCAUCCACUUCAGAAGAGGACUACAAUGGUGCUGCCACACAGAAACAUUGCCAUCCCAUUCAGACCUUAGUUCUACACGGACAGGCUCAUUCAGGUGCUCGGGGUCGUCCGUUCGACUCAAGAGGUUACCUGCACCUGGUCAAGAAGGUCUAAGGUCAAUCACAGAGACUGAGUCUCACAGCAAAAACAGCUAUUGCAGGAAUGGUUACCUUGAUGCACAGGAAGGGUACCGGUGA